UGACCCAUAUCGAGGCCGCCGCACCGUCUCCGUAACGGCGGUAUAUCGACAUAAGACGGCGCACAGUGGGUGACCUUGGUCCCAGGAGGACCGGGACCAUCCGGGGGCGGAAGCGGCCCACUGACGCGGAACUGACCGCUCUCGACCCACUCUCCAGCCGCUCAGAGGUGGUUCUGCACCUGUGGUGGACAGUGGUCAGUGGUCAACGGGACGGGACGAUCGCGACUGGCUGGAGGAAAGCCGUGAGUGCUCAGCUGAGUCGACAAGGAGGAGGGCGAAAAACAUUAGAAGUCUGGUAUUCCAGUCAGUCGCAAGUUUGGAAAAGCUGCACCCUGAAGAUUGUCGUGAGCAGGAAGACGACUGCGCCAAGCUCAGGCUGGUUGAUGAGCACCAGAAGAGCGUGCUGCAUUGAAGUACACGUCGUCCAAGUGAAGAGAAAUUUGGCUGAGUUUGUAGCCCCUGUGCCAUUUGUUGUGGGCUAUGGCGUUGGACAACAUUUUUGCUGUUGUUGGAUGAUUGUUGCUGAAUAGUAGUAGCUGCCAAAGAUAGAUAGAUAGUAGCUGCCAAAGAGUCCAAAAGUGCACGGAAUCUGUACUAGCGUCCCACUCCAAAUUCUCAACUCGGUUUCUACAAUAUCACGGUCAGUUCGGAUUCGGAACAAUGCCGACGUUCGAUCUUCAGGGAACGCGGUGCCAGCGGCCAGAAGGCGACGCGGACUGCGGCACUGAAAAACCUCUCGUGAAGCCCCACAUUAUCACAGCCCAGGGCUCCCGUGCCGCCACUCCACCCGGCCUAAAGCGUGACGUGGGUCGGUUCGCUCGCCUGACGUCGCUCCUGGCGUCUGACGAGCGGCUGGUUCAGGAGCGAGCUGAGGGCAUCAGGGUCGGCCUGUACCGUCUGUAUGGGGAACUGGGCUCCGGCAACAGCGCCACUGUGAGGCUGGCCGUCCAUCAGCUCACCACAGAACGUGUCGCAGUCAAGGUUCUUGAUAGGGCAAAGUUGGACCACAAGAAAUGUGAAAUGCUGACGGAAGAAGUGGCCAGCAUGGAGCGCCUCCAUCAUCCAAACAUCAUCAGGUUGUACGAGGUGGUGGAGAGUCCGCGGCACAUCCACCUCAUGAUGGAGUACGCUCCCGCCGGUGACCUGGAGCGCAGGGUCAGCCGAGAGGGCCCACUGACAGAGGCAGACGCCCGAUCCGUCUUCUCGCAGCUUCUAGCCGCCGUCCAGCACAUGCACUCCAAGAAGCUGGUUCACCGCGACAUCAAGGCCGAGAAUGUGUUCUUCGCGAGUCGGUCGCGCGUCAAACUGGGCGACCUGGGCUUCAGCCGGCGGGUGAGCGGCAUCGGCGAGCACCUGACGCAGUUCUGCGGCUCCCCGAGCUACUCGGCGCCGGAGCUGCUGAGCGCGGCCAGCUACCGCGGCGACCGGGCCGACCUCUGGGCGCUGGGCGUGCUGCUCUUCUUCAGCGUCACCGGCCGGCUGCCAUUCGACGGCGCCUCGCUGGCCGAGCUGCGAAGACACAUACUCGCCGUGCGCUACCGCUGGCCGGCCGGUGUCGGCUCCGAGCCCUGCCGAGAGCUGGUGGCCGCGCUGCUGCAGAGGGACCCCGCGGCGCGACCGUCGGCGGCAGAGGCCGGCCGCUGCCGCUGGCUGAACGGCCACCCACCGCCGGCUGCCGGCAGGUCCCUGUCGCUGCGGGCCGCGCCCGUCACAGCCCAGGAGAGAGAGGCACGCGCGAGGCUGCGGCAGCUCGGUGUCAGCGAGACCACGCUGGAGAGCCACCGCCGGCGGGGCUGCCACAGUCCUGUCACGGGGCUGUACAGGAUGGUGCUGCACCGUGUCUGCCGAGAGGAGGAGGAGAGCGGAGGGUCGGGGAAGCAGCUCUGGCUGAGAGGCGGCGACCGGUGCAAACAGUGCACCAUCCUGUGAGAGCCCCUCGAACUGCGGUGGUGCAAACUGAGUGCACCAUCCUCUGAGAGCCCCUCGAACUGCGGUGGUGCAAACAGUGCACCAUCCUGUGAGAGCCCCUCGAACUGCGGUGGUGCAAACAGUGCACCAUCCUGUGAGAGCUCCUCGAACUGCGGUGGUGCAAACAGUGCACCAUCCUGUGAGAGCUCCACGAACUGCGGUGAUUCAGUAUUCACCGGCCAUUGCUUACAUAACGAACUGCCGAUAAGGCCGCUGUAUAAGCCAACCGACCUCGAGUUGCGUGUAGCAGACGAUGUUAUUGACUUGCAUUAUGUGUGAAUGUAUUUAAAUGAAGCAAGACCAAGCGCGUAAUGGAACAUAACGCAUGUGUAAUGUGUACAAUGUACAUAUACCCUGAUCCCGUCAAUGUGCAAUGUGUAUACUUGGCACUAGAUAUGAUAUUGUAUCAAUGUUCAUGGAGUAGAUGCCAGCAUCAUUAUAGGUAGCUGCAUGCAGAAUAGGUCCAAUUAUAAAGCUCAAACUUGAGAUAACGCGGCAAUUACAACGCACCCAUACGAAAAUCGAUAAAUACAUGACUGAAUUUUA
This is a messenger RNA of Amphibalanus amphitrite, 2514 nucleotides long. Its product is annotated as serine/threonine-protein kinase NIM1-like. Gene Ontology annotation, molecular function: tau-protein kinase activity; protein serine/threonine kinase activity; ATP binding. Bases 661 to 1929 code for a protein of 422 amino acids. Gene Ontology annotation, biological process: protein phosphorylation; intracellular signal transduction; microtubule cytoskeleton organization. Gene Ontology annotation, cellular component: cytoplasm. The record is from RefSeq and is a predicted model, not a curated record. NCBI's taxonomy places the organism in Eukaryota, Metazoa, Arthropoda, Thecostraca, Balanomorpha, Balanidae. The transcript has 6 exons.